Messenger RNA from Acanthopagrus latus (yellowfin seabream), 3541 nucleotides. RefSeq names its product prostaglandin E receptor 4 (subtype EP4) b (gene ptger4b). The record is from RefSeq and is a predicted model, not a curated record. NCBI's taxonomy places the organism in Eukaryota, Metazoa, Chordata, Actinopteri, Spariformes, Sparidae. Gene Ontology annotation, cellular component: plasma membrane. The coding region runs from base 724 to 2064 and encodes 446 amino acids. Gene Ontology annotation, biological process: positive regulation of cytosolic calcium ion concentration; cellular response to prostaglandin E stimulus; negative regulation of inflammatory response. Gene Ontology annotation, molecular function: prostaglandin E receptor activity. The transcript has 2 exons.
AAAGCCUGCACAAACAGAAAACACUGUUCCUGAAAUGCAUUGUCGGUAGGACAAUAUUCCACUCUGAGUUGUAGAAGAAGUGGCUUCAGGUGUUCUAGUAACGUUUAAAUACCUCUAAAUUUUACAAGUUGAGUGAAAGUAUCUCACACAUUUUACAGUUGUACUUGUUUUGUAUGCAAACUAUGACGUCAAUAAAUCCGUCGGUAUGUUUUAAACCAAUCAUAGUUUUGACUUUGCUGAUUCAAAGAAACGAUGAGGGCGGGGAGAGGUCACUUUGUGUGGGGGAAGAACUGAAACCAGCUUCAGCCUCGUGCACACAUCCUCUCUCUCUGACGGCCGCCCUCCCGCUCUGCUGCUCCGCUGCUCUGCGUCUCAGACAGCUCACUGGUGGUUUAAUGAGGUGCAGAGGAGGAGCUGUGCUCCGUGCACCAAGAGCGAGAAACUUCCCUGUCAGUUGUGAGUGUGACAGCAAGGUGAAGCGCAGCUCGCGGAGAGUGAACACCUUCAUCCUCUGGAUUGCUCCGCGUUUUCGUCAGGAACUUUGCUGGAUUAUGGAGUGACUUGAUGGGAUGAAGUCCGUGCGUAAAAGGGACGCUUGGAAACGAUGGAUUGGCUUCUCCUUGGAGCACCUGGGGAAUGCGCGUUAUUGGAAAGUAUCACAGAUCUUGAAGUGAGAGUGGAGCAUUUGCCUAUUGUGAAACAGACAGAGAAAUCCGUGCAGGUAUGAACUCCACGGCCGAGCCGCGCACCUUCCGGCCGCCCACCAUCCCGGCGAUUAUGUUCAUUUUCGGGGUGGUGGGGAACGUCAUCGCCAUCGUGGUUCUGCGAAUAUCACGGAAGGAGCAGAAGGAGACGACUUUCUACACGCUUGUGUGUGGCCUGGCGGUCACGGACCUCCUGGGCACCCUGCUGGCCAGCCCUGUCACCAUCGCCACCUACAUGAAGGGCUCGUGGCCGGGCGGCGAGCCGCUGUGUCAGUACUCCGGCUUCAUCCUCAUCUUCUUCUUCUUGGUCCAACUCAGCAUUGUGUUCGCAAUGUCAGUGGAGAGGUACAUGGCGAUCAACCACGCGUAUUUCUACAACCAGUACGUCAACCAGAAGCUCGCCGCGCUCACUCUCCUGGUCAUCUACAUCUCCAGCACCGUGUUUUGCGCGCUGCCCAGCAUGGGGCUCGGCCAGGUAAAGCUCCAGAACUCGAAGACCUGGUGCUUCAUCGACUGGCAGAACAACCACACAACAGUGGCGACUUUUAACCUGAUGUACGCGGGUGCGAAUGCUGUGAUCGUGCUGGCCACUGUCAUCUGUAACGUGAUGGUGUGCGGGGCGCUGAUCCUGAUGCACAAGCGCUUCAUCCGCCGCACGUCUUUGGGCACGGACCAGCGGCGCAUCGCGGAGCUCCGGCGCAGACGGAGUUUCGGACGUUUAGCCGGGGCAGAGAUCCAGAUGGUGAUCCUGCUGAUAGCAACCUCCCUUGUGGUUCUCAUCUGCUCCAUACCUUUAGUGUGGAGGAUCUUUGCGAAUCAGCUGCACAUAAACCAGAGUGAAAAGCGAGUAGAGGACCUGCUGGCCAUCCGCAUGGCCUCAGUCAAUCCCAUCUUGGACCCUUGGAUCUACAUCCUGCUCAGAAAGACUGUGGUGCUCAAGAUGAUGGAGAAGAUCAAGUGUCUGUUCUGCAAAAUGGGCGGGCAGGGACGCAGGAGCGGCGGGCAGUUCCGCUGCGCCGACGGCCGCCUCAACUCCUCCAUCGUCUCCCGGGACUCUCCCUCGCUGGUGUCGCGGGAGCUCCGGGAAUUGGUGAGCACCUCGCAGACCUUCCUGUAUCCAUCUGAGGGAAACCCCAGGAGGUCGUUUCAAGCGGGGGCGCAGUGCGGCUCCAGUCUGCCAUCUGCACAGACGUUACAAGGUCCCCAGGCGGGCGAGGGGCCUCAGAGGGAGCUUUCACAGAGCGAUUUAGAGGACGACGCGCCUGGCAGGCCACUGAAUGUGCUCCCAGUGUGUCCCAAGGACUCUCUACAUGUGACUUUCACUGAUGAGACUGCAAACAUACAAGAGAAAUGCAUAUGAGGUGAGAGUCCGAUAAUGGAAAAGACUGAACUAUCGCCCAUCAAUCUGUAGAUAUCUAGUGGACUUCUACUACAAGGACGCAUUACUGAUCUAAAUACCUAUUAUCAAUGUAUUACUCCUCAGUCAUAACUCAACACAAACACCGUAUCACUCUUCAGUACAAUCAGUUAUGUCAAGAAAAACCAUAGAGACCAACAUGGCGUUGCCGAGGAGCUCUUUUGUUGCACUUUUUGAAUUGUGAAACCACUGUGAGGCUGUUGACGAUGACUGUUUUCUAGCAUUUUUUGACAGCCAACACCAUGACUGUAAGGAGCUGAUGAUAAAAUGUGAAACAGUGGUCCACGAUGAUGUUAAUUUAUUAUAUAAGUAUGUUGUCGUCCAACCCAGUCGCCAGAAUACAUGUUGUCAAUGCACAGUUCUGCAAACCACAGAUAUGUUGCAGUGUUUUGUUGUGUUUACAUUUUUAGGUUUUAAAUUUAGGAAAAGAUGAUUUAUUGGCUAAGAAUGCCUGUUUUGUUUCCCAGAAUGUGGCUGAGGAUGUCCUAAAAAAUCUUCCAAAAGACAUCCAACAGGGUCAUCCUUAAAAUGCUGAAACACAGUGCUGGCAGCCUAUCCUGCGUUCCCAUUCCCUCCCCUUCCUGAUUUAAAAGUCAGGUCGUAAACAUGUAAGCGUGACAUGACACGUAUUGUCGAAACGUCAACAUGAUAAGUAGCCUAUUACACAUUUAUAAUGUGAGCGUAUCAGUGGUUUGCAGGAGCGUUAAGUGCCAACAUUUGAUUCUGCAUUGCGACCGGGCGGUAUUUCUCUUCUCUGUGAGAAGGUUCAGAUAGUUUGGAGCCAUUUUAAAUCGGUACAAGAUGAAUAUGUUCAUAGUUUUUUGUUUGUUUUUUCUUUUUUUUUUCUUUUCUUUUUUUUUUUUUGGUACAUAAGAACAUUUGCAAACAAUUUGGUUUGGAUGACGGAGCAGCUCCAACAUCAAAGCUAGAUGCAUACCAUCCCCUGCAUUUCAUAAUAAAAGGCAGCUAUACUGGGGCUUUUCCACAGUGCAGAUGCUGUAGGAUGUUAGGAGUCUUCUUACACUAAUGUCUUCAUAAAACAAGUUACCUGACUCUUUUCAGGCCAUUACUUUCAAAGGAUUAAUCCAACUUCAUCUUAUUUCAGCUUAAUGUAAUGUGCAACGCCUCUCAUUUAGUCCGACUUAAGAAGGGGAACAUAAAUUGAAUACAUUGUUUAGUCUCCUCUCCGAUAAGUUUAAAGGUUUUGUCCAAUGAAUUUCCUGAAGUUACUGUGAGGAUUUACAUUUAAUUUCAGCUAUAAAGAUUGAAUUGAAUAUCAUUAUAUGAUAUAUAUUCAAUGUUAGAGUUUUUGUUGUGGAAAACAAACUGGUGUGAAAUGUACCACUAAAGGUUGGCACUCUUGUCAAAACACUUAUAUUGUACCACAUGAAUAAAUAAAAGUUGAUAAAUAUUCAUAUAA